This is a messenger RNA of Olea europaea var. sylvestris, 1127 nucleotides long. Its product is annotated as WRKY transcription factor 44-like. Lineage: Eukaryota; Viridiplantae; Streptophyta; Magnoliopsida; Lamiales; Oleaceae. The transcript is spliced from 5 exons. The coding region runs from base 396 to 1127 and encodes 243 amino acids. The record is from RefSeq and is a predicted model, not a curated record.
AUGAUUUUAUUUUUUACUUCUUUAACUGUUGUAUACUUCUACAAAUUUAGGGAAUUUCACAUUUCCAAGAAACACCCAACAAUAUCUUUCUCUCUUUGGGUUCUUGUUUUAUCUGCAUAAAUUUCAUCUUAUUUUUCUGGGCAAUUUUUGAAAUCAAGAUUUGCAUUUGACACUUCUCAACUUUUACUAUGAAGGUCCAGUUGAAUGGCUUAAGAUAAAAAUAAAGGGCUAAACGAAUGUUCAGAAAAUUACAGUGUUUGAUUGGUCUCAUAAUUAUCCGGGAUUUGUCGAUAAAGGGUCUCAGAGAUGUAUAAAUCGAGAAUUAAGGGAUCUAAAACUCAGAUGCUAAACUAUGUUGAAGAAAACUCUGAUAAUCAGUUGUUAUAAUUAAAAAGAUGGAAAUUAAUGAAGCAGGGAAAAUAGUAAUAGCUAGACCAGUUGCAUCAAGACCAGCUUUUUCCGGUUUUAGAUCUUUCACGGAGCUUCUUUGCACCACUUCAUCUCCUAAUGCGUUGUCCAAAACUGCAGUUGCAGCGAUUAAACCGAGGACAGUGCGGUUUAAGCCAGCAGGGAAUCAAAAUUUAGUCGAGAUGGAUUCUUUUGAGGCUGAGUUAUCCGGUUCUGAAGAUUCGAGUGCAUCUGAUGACAUCCUUAAAUCAAAAAUCACGGCAAAUGUGAUAUACAAACCAAUUGCGAAGCUUGUAUCGAAGACAACCAUUUCUGUCUUGGCUAAUUUGGGGAGGGACAACCUUGCUUGUCUACAGAAAAUACCCGAAGUUGAAGCUCAAUCAAAUAACCAAGGGAACAGCCCAUUGGACCUCACAUCAGAAUCUUGUCAGAAUUUCACUUCACAAUCUGAAGCGAAGGGAACUGCUACACAAGAAAACUCUCGAGCUGGUAAGAAUUCCGUAUUACUCACAACUGAUGGGGAUCGUCCUUCAUAUGAUGGGUAUAAUUGGAGGAAAUAUGGUCAAAAAAUUGAUCGUUUUGGAGUGAAUCUAUAUGCUACAGAGAUUAAAAAGAAGUUGAAAUAUCAUUCAUUAAUACCGUUUAGCUCAAUCCAGUCGCAACAAUUUGAGCAAGCUAACUUAUUAACGUUGAUACAAUUUUAUUGCGCCAAGGUCUAG